Messenger RNA from Erpetoichthys calabaricus (reedfish), 2081 nucleotides. Its product is annotated as butyrophilin subfamily 3 member A2-like. Gene Ontology annotation, molecular function: protein binding. The coding region runs from base 147 to 1784 and encodes 545 amino acids. The transcript is spliced from 16 exons. The record is from RefSeq and is a predicted model, not a curated record. Lineage: Eukaryota; Metazoa; Chordata; Cladistia; Polypteriformes; Polypteridae.
ACAAAAGUGAAAGCGAGCAAUGGGCGUGAUAUGUUUUAGUUUCAAAGCUUAAGGCAUUCGUGAGCGAUUUUUCAGUUUUUUAACCGUCAACUCGCUUUUGUUAAAAAAAAGGAACGAAAAAAAACUUAGAAAAUCUAUUUAGAAAGAUGAAGACUUAUUUAUCAGUGGGAUUUUUUAUCUUUAUGGCUUUUGUGCAAUUAUACAGAUCAGAGACAGACAAAUUUACAUUGGUAGUUUCAUCACCGUCCGUUUUUGGUCAUGUUGGAGAGAACAUCGUUCUGCCAUGUGCUUUGUCAUCCAACAUCAGUGCAGAGGGAAUGGAGAUCAGAUGGCUGAAACAGGAGAAGGAGCGCUCAGUACUUAUAUUUGUGUCACAGGAGAAUAAUGAAAAUGAACUAAACAAAGGUUACCAGGAAAGGACUGAGCUCUUCAAACCAAGUCUGGGGGAAGGCGAUGUGUCUCUGCUUCUGAAAAGCAUCAAAAUCUCUGAUCGAGGCAACUAUACUUGCUCUGUUGUUACCUCAAACUGGUUUUCAGAUGCUUCCCUUAGCCUGGAGGUCAUUGUCACUGGCAGCACACCACUCAUGUCAUUAAAUGGACACAAGGGUGCCGGAAUUGGACUAUCCUGCAUAUCUGUCGGAUGGCACCCAAUACCUGAGGUACAGUGGUUAGAUGUCGUAGAUACAGAUAUUUCUGCUCGUUCAAACACUGAAUUGGUGAUGGACCAGGAUGGACUGUACAGUGUAAAGAGUAACCUUGAGGUUUCUCAGAAGGACAGUGAUGGAAUUGUCUGUCGUGUCAGAGGAGUGCAAAGACAGCCUGAAUCGUAUAUAGAAAUCAGAGAGGAUUUAUUCCACACCAGUUCUUCAUGGAAAGCUGCUUUUGCAGUCACAUUUCUGUUUCUUCUCUUCGCUGUUGGACUCCUUGGUGCAGUAUUUUUGCAUUGGAUGAAGAACAGAGUCAUUCAGGAGUCUGAAAGGAAGGUUGAAGAAUCAUGUCAAGAGACAACAGCAAAACUAGCAGAAUCUGAAAAGCUGCUUGCAGAAGAAAAAGACAUGCGCAUUAAACAUUUAGUAUCUGAGUCUGCAAAGAUUAAAAAAGACAUAGAAAAUCUCACUGAGCAUCUGGAAACUACAAAAUCAGACAGUGAAAAAUUAAAACAAGAGUGCAGUGACCUUAACAAUAUAAUAAAAGAACGAGGAUACAUCUCAAGCCAAGAACUGGAAAAGAUGCGCUCAGUAAAAGUUAAUAUAACAAUAAACCAAGUCAAAUCAUCAAGGAAUGUUAAAGUGUCAGCAGACGGAAAGAAAGUCAGAGCAAAAGCAAAAAUCAAGCUAACAGGAUGGGACUGUGCCAUUGCCAAUGACAGCUUCACUGCUGGGAGACACUACUGGGAGGUGAAGGUGGGAGACAUUCAUAAAUGGAGGCUGGGUGUCACCAGUGACUCAGACUUCAGUGAAGUAAAAGACAAGACUAAGGCCAGGAAGAAUUACUGGGCACUGAAGUGGAAAGAAAAGAAGUUUAUUGCUAUAAAGUGUGAACAAAAAACAGAGUCAACUUCAAAACAGAAGGCCAGUGUGAUUGGAGUGUUUCUGGAUUAUGACAAAGGAGAGCUUUCCUACUAUAAUUUGGAUGACACUUCUCGUAUUCAUACUUUGAAAUUUAGCACUAAACUGCCCCUCUAUCCUUUUUUUAACUGUGCUAGCACUGACAAAGAUCUUGUUAUUUUGCCUCAGUUAGCAAAUGAAAUGGAAAAGAAACAGACAGAUGACACUACUGCCUAAAGUCCAUAGCAGAACAAAGAGAUAUUUCCACACAUGUAAUACUACCGUUAUAAAAAAUCUUAAUCUAUGUGUAUCUUAUAAAUAAAUGCAUAAAAUUACUUAGAAGAUGAAUUUGAUGUAAAACACACUAGUACAUUGCAAUUUUAGGACUUGAUAGAAGUUAACUUUACAUUUCCUUCUCAAGACCUGCAAGGUUAAGUCACAUUUGAUAUUGCACGAAACAACCUAUGUGCCAACCUGAUGUGAAACAAGCUGCUACCAGAAAUAUAAUUCUAAUAAAAUACUUAAAGAAUGUCA